Messenger RNA from Vigna umbellata (rice bean), 1646 nucleotides. The record is from RefSeq and is a predicted model, not a curated record. Lineage: Eukaryota; Viridiplantae; Streptophyta; Magnoliopsida; Fabales; Fabaceae.
AGCUAGAGGCACAAAAUAUUAUGUGAGCGAGAAAAGCCCAACAACACACCUAAAACGACGCCGUCCACACUCUCUCAACCAAAAUCACCAUCUCCCUCCAUUCAUUAUCACACCUAAAACCCAAACCAAAAAGCCACAAAUUGUAUCAUAAAAACCUUAAAGGUCCUCCCAUUUAUUAUUUAUUUCUAUUUAUUAAAUUUGUAUUCCCUUCCUCCUCUCCUUUUCAUUUCAAAUUCGAACCCACGCAAUCGCAAAUUUGAUUCAAAAUGGCGGAGCAGAGGAACCGUUGGAGCUGGGACGUCGCCGGCUUCGACCCGUGGAAAUCAUCUCCGCCGUCGCAAUCUCCGCCGCCUCCCCUGGAGCACGCUGAUCGGAAACCUACUGCGCCAUUGGUGCGGCGUUACUCCAUUUCUGCUACGUCGGUUCUUCCGCAACCCAGGCAGUCCGUGGCCUUGAAGCUUCAACGGUUGAAAGACAAAGUCAAGCUUGCUAGAGAAGACUAUGUGCAAUUAAGACAAGAGGCAAAUGAACUUCAAGAAUAUUCAAAUGCAAAACUUGAUCGAGUUACACGAUAUCUAGGUGUUCUUGCAGAGAAAAUCCGCAAGCUAGAUCAUGUAGCCCUUGAAACUGAAGCAAAAAUAGCUCCGCUGAUCAAUGAGAAAAGAAGACUAUUCAAUGAUUUAUUAACAUCUAAAGGAAACAUACGAGUAUUCUGCCGAGCAAGGCCAUUAUUUGAAAAUGAAGGUGCUUCAGUUGUUGAAUUUCCAAAUGACUAUACCAUUAGUGUAAAUACUGGUGAUGAAUCCUUGUCCAAUGCCAAGAAAGACUUUGAAUUUGACCGAGUUUAUGGACCUCAUGUGGGUCAAGCUGAGUUAUUUAGUGAUGUUCAACCACUGGUACAAUCAGCUUUGGAUGGAUAUAAUGUUUCCAUAUUUGCAUAUGGACAAACACAUUCUGGAAAGACACACACUAUGGAAGGAUCAAGCUAUGAUCGAGGUUUAUAUGCUCGUUGUUCUGAGGAGUUGUUUGAUUUAUCCAAUUUAGAUUCAACUUCUACUUCUCAAUAUAAAUUCUGUGUUACAGUUUGUGAGCUAUAUAAUGAAGAGACUAGGGAUCUACUUUUGGAGGCAGGGAAAAACACUCCUAAACUCAGCUUGGGGUCACCUGAAUGUUUUGUGGAACUGGCACAGGAAAAGGUUGACAAUCCUGUUGAGUUUUCUGCAGUAUUAAAAGCUGCAUUGCAGACUCGGGAAAAUGAUUUGGCAAAGAAUAAUGUUUCUCAUUUGAUUGUCACAGUACACAUAUUUUAUAACAAUUUGAUCACGGGUGAAAACUCAUAUAGUAAACUCUAUAUGGUUGAUUUAGCUGGAAGUGAAGGUUUAAUAACAGAAGAUGACAGUGGGGACCGUGUCACAGAUUUGCUGCAUGUUAUGAAGUCUCUUUCAGCGUUGGGAGAUGUUUUGUCUUCUUUAACAUCAAAGAAGGAUAUAAUACCUUAUGAAAAUUCAGUGCUAACAAAACUGCUUGCAGAUUCACUUGGUAUUGAUUUUUUCUUCCCUCUUAUUAUCUUUGAUGUCUCUGCUUAUUAAAAUGCCAAUGUGCGUUUACAACUUUGGUGUGGUUUUUUCAUUGUUAGAAGUCUGUGG